Molecule: messenger RNA, 10859 nt
Organism: Orussus abietinus
Lineage: Eukaryota; Metazoa; Arthropoda; Insecta; Hymenoptera; Orussidae
Product: transcription factor SOX-11
Exons: 2
Coding region: 658-1914 (418 amino acids)
Biological process (GO): cell differentiation; anatomical structure morphogenesis; regulation of DNA-templated transcription
Molecular function (GO): DNA-binding transcription factor activity, RNA polymerase II-specific; RNA polymerase II cis-regulatory region sequence-specific DNA binding
Source: RefSeq, a predicted model, not a curated record
UACACGAGCGCUCGUCCAGCGAGCAUCGUCGUCGGUCGAGUCGGUCGGGAUGAUACACCUCGUGUCCGAGGAGCGAGCCACGAGCAGCCGAUCCGAGGGCCGGGCAGAUUGCUAGUUUUCCGCGACCCCCGAGAACGCCCGCGGUGGGAACGAAAUAGAGAGAGAGCGCUAAAUAGAUAAAGAGCCGUAGAAGUGCGCGCCCUGACCGCGGGACGGCUCGAGAGCCGCCGACAUAGAGCAAGCUCGCUCCACGCGCGCGAGAGGACUCCCGAGGGGGCAGGUCGAUCUCUCGGCGACCUUCGGCGAUCUUCGGCGAUCCCGGCUCGGCUCGGACAUCGCGGCCGGCGGGAGCGCCCGACUCGCGGAGCAGGCCCUCCGACCGCGCGAGGACCGCCCUUAUUGGUCGAUUACCCUGGGCCGCGGACCAAUCAGCGGGCGCGCCGAGCGGCAGGAGCCCCGACACCCGGCCGCGCCGCGGCGCCGCGCGAGUCCUCGCUCAGUCGCCCGCAUCCCCGCGCACCGGAGGUCGGCCCGCUCGGCGGAGCGCCACAGGACCGGACUGGACCAGCCGCACUGACGAGAGCCCCCUUUUCCAGUGUCGAGUGGCCGGUUAAUUUUCAAAAGUGAAGUGACACGGAGUUACCGCACGGCCCGGACAUGGUGCCACAACAGCAAGACAGCCCCUCGAGCUCGGGCAUACCCCUCUUCGGGUCCCUCCUCGUGGAUAAAAACUCGACGACGCCCUACUCGGACGCGACUCAGACCAAGAAGAACAACCCAAACCACAUAAAGCGACCAAUGAACGCGUUCAUGGUCUGGUCGCAGAUCGAGCGUAGGAAGAUCUGCGAGGUGCAGCCGGACAUGCACAACGCGGAGAUCAGCAAGAGGCUGGGAAGGCGCUGGAAGACGCUGGACGAGGCCGAGAGGAGGCCCUUCAUCGAGGAGGCCGAGAGGCUGCGCCAGUUGCACAUGAUGGAGUACCCCGACUACAAGUACCGCCCUAGGAAAAAGACGACGAAGCCGGCGCCAGUACCGAAAGCGAAGGAGUCGAAGAAGCCGAAAAAGAGCUCGCCGACUUCCGGGACGACGACCACCCCUGUACUCUCGGCGAAGCCGAAAAACGACACCAACAACAACAUGCAGACCCCGGUGAAGAGGUUGCAGUCGCCCCCCACAACGAAUCCCGUGUCGAGGCUUAAGGUCCGCCUAGCUCUGGACAAGAGGCCCACCGACUACACCCCGGCACCGCCCAUCGUCACCGCAAAAGUGCCCAGCAGUCCAUCCUGCGACACCCCGGACUCGCCCGAGUCCGCCAGCUUCUACGACGACAACUUCCUAGAGUGCAACGCGGCCGGCUUCGUGACGGCAGCUGCACCUGCGGCUCCUCCGGCUGCACCUGCGAGCACGACGAUGGUGGGGGUCGCGUCCGCAGUGGGGAUCGCCACGAAGAUCAAGCAGGAGAACACCAUACCCCAGGCCACCGAGCUGGACUUCAAGACGGAGUUCAAGCCGGACUUUGCGAACGAUCGGCUGUUGUCCUCGGUCAGGCCGUUCGCCAGGGAGCUGGAGAUGAGUCCCCUCGAGAGGAACUUCCAGAGGAUACCCAUGGGUGGCUGCAUGGACGGCUCGUUCGUGGUCAAGCAGGAGCCCAUCGAAGUCGCCUCUGGACAGAACGUCAAGCUCGAAGAGCCCACGAACUCCAGCCUGGCCGACCUUGAUUCCUUGACGGACCUGCUCCAGAUACAGCCGUCCGACUUCAAGCUCGACCUCGACAUGGAGACCAUCACCACGGACCUCGACUCCUUCGAGACAGCCAGCUCCAGCAGCGGGUCGCAUUUCGAGUUCACCUGCACCCCUGAUGUCACGGACAUGCUCUCCGAUAUCGGGGUGAACAACGAGUGGGUCAGCUUUUGAGGCGGGACCAGAGGGGAGCGAGCCCGUUGAAGUCGUCUAACUUGCUGAUGUCGACGUCGAGGAGCCACGUCGGAUCCUAGGGCGACCAAGGCCUAGGUUACUUUGGAGUCGCGACUCCUCCUGGCACCCUCUUCAGGGUCUUUGGCGAGAUUAAAUCAGUCUUCUCCGGGGAAUGGACGGGGAGCAAAGAGGAGCAGGACGGGUCCGGCUUGCCACGGUUUGGAGAUCGACAUGGUGGAGCCAGGGCGCCUUCCAUGGACCAGAGUGAGGGAAGUUGGCGGUUCCUUGGGCAUCUUGUGAUGCCGUCUCAUCGGUUCCACCCUCAUCGAGCUAGGAGUCCACUUGGGGGCUUUCCGAAGGUGGAGAAGUCGCGGUCGCUGCCUCUGUCUUCCAAGGCCACCAAGAGCUCCUCUCGGAAGAGGUCGACUUCGGUCAUCCUAGAACCAUUGUUGAGCCCUUCGCGUCCAUCCUGGUUGGCGGCGUCUUCUGGGGGCGGUCGCGGUGGAGCGUAGCGUCGAAUCCUAAGAAAUCAGAGAUUCAUCGUUCCGAAGAAAUUCCACUUUUGAUCCGAGUAAUUAUUAUCUGGCUCGAGUAAAUUGUCAGAAUUCCGAGGAAAUGUCGCGUCCAAUUUAAUCGAUUUCAUUCGAGUCAUGUAAUUAUUCCUUGAAUUGACGAAACAUCUCUCGGAUUCGAUGAAGAUUCUUUUUUCACCGCGGAGAAGGGUCCUUUGCCCCACUGGGGGUUAUGGGGAAGAGGGGGUGCACUCCUCCCGGGAGACGAGGGCUUUCAACGAUCUGGCCCGACCGGAGCGUCCUCGUCGGGCCCUCUUCGUCCUCGGGAUGGUCCCCUCGUCCUUCAUCUCAAGGCCGCCCUUAUCCUCGAAUUAUUCAUAGCGAUUCGCACGCGUGCACGCACACUCACCUCGGAGGGAGCAUGCGGUUUUUAAAGGGCCUCCGGCUCCCCGAGAUGCAACUCUCGGAGGGAGGGAAAAGGAGGAGUCAAAUAAACGAGAGCAAGCGUGCACGCGCGUCCAUGGCGACGGCUGCCGGAAGUGGGCCCAAGGCCCAGCUGUUCCCUUCAGGAAGGCUCAAAAAUGCCGAUCUUGCUCGUCGGACGGAAUACUUAUUGUUAGACCUGGUACACACGUGCGUGUUUUUAGAUUACACCGCUGGAAUUGCGAUUUGGGGUACCUCCGAUUCACCAGGACGCUGUACACUCACGCACGUUUGCCGCAGUGCACGCAAUUCUACACACACUUGUGUGUGGUUGGGUACACAGAAAGACGCGAAAUGUCUAAAACACGCAUGUGUGCAGUGGGUCCCUGGCUGCAGAUACACUGCAGCUGAUGAGACCAGAUCCGACUGAAACGGGUUCAUCUCCCCGCAGAAAAAAAAGAAAAUGCAUUGUAAUAAAAAUUCGGUUACCUCGGAAAAUAUGAGAGACUUGAUACAAUGGGCCAGACAAUUAUUUCGGACGAAUUUCUCUGCUGCUUUGGCAAGACAAAUGGUACCUCACCGAGGCGACACAACGACAAUAUUUUUGGUGGUCGUCGCGAAAUUAGCGUGAAAAUUUAGCAGGCGUUAUUUUUAGGGGUAGUUCUUGGGUACGUCCACGGUUGGUGCCAUUGCAGCAAGGCUCUUAUUACGGGAAUAAUUGGCUAAGAAGUGACCGUUUCUAUCGGAUCCGGUCUAGUCCGAUCAGCAAAGUCAUUUACUUCUCUCGGAGGUUAGUCCGUCCGGACUCUUAAGCCGCUCCGUCUCGAUCCUUUAUCUAGUGAUGAGCAAGCUCUGUCUAGGUCUUGGUAAAAAAUCGGAAGACCCAAACUAAGGCCAAAGUCUAGGCCAAGCCCUAAAAACUGUUGCAAGAUACCCUUGCAAGAUCAAGAUGGUACCCUUAGUCAUGGUCAUGCAUUUGCUCGUCACUAGUCGACAAGCCCGAUCAGCUGAUUUUGACAGCCGGUCGGACCAUCCCUGAUCAGCUGACUUUGGCAGCUGUCCAGUCCCUUGUACCAUACGCGAGUUCGCGCACAACGUCAAGGCGCUCCCAGGGCCCGCUUCCGGUCCCCGCGUUUCUUGUUCCUCCCCGCCGGGCCCUAUGAGAAAAAAAAAAAAAAUGAAAUAUGGACCCGACGUGGACGCGAAUUGUGCAAUUCCCGAGGGGCAUUAUUCGCCGAUGCACGAGCUUCUUCCUGCGUCGCCGACGCCAGAUCGACAGGGUGGGCCCGGGGGGCGGGCCUGUGGAGGCUGUAUAAAUCUAUUACACUUACAUUUGCGUCGGUUUCAAAGUAUAUAGAUGAACGUUUUUUUUGUAUAUGUACUGUAGCAUACUAGAUGAUAAGCGGACUUUUGUACGAGGAACGGCAGGCGAGGUGUGGCGAGCGCCGCGCGAGUCCCCCGGGAAGUGUGUCCGAUUCGGGCCCGAGGGGCCUCAUCCGCUGCGUGGAGUUCCGAAGGCCGUAAGUUCCCUCGGGAACCACCAUAAAAACCCGGUAACUUCUCCUCGAUUUUUGCCCAAAGCUCGCCCCUUUUUCUUUCGGGAGAAAUCGCGAGAAAUUUCAUUCUCGCGUUCCUCUCUCGACCCGGCGACCAGCGGCGUUUGCCGAUCGCUCGCCCGCCAUAUUUGUUGUGUAUAUCGUUAGAUGCAUAUUUAGUAAUAUAUAACUCCUUGUAGAAUAUCGCGCAGAGGUAGAAAGCAAUCUUAUGUGGUAAGGAGGCGAGGUGGAGGCGAUCCGAGGGGGCGAUCGCAGGACUCGAUGGGGUUUUGCGACUCGGCGAGGUCGAAAAGGAGUCCGGGACCUGUCCUGGAGAUCCUCGGAAUACUCCUGGAUCCUUUUCGACGUCGACUUCGCCCGAUCGAAGGUCCUAGAUCGAAAACCAGUCACGCGGAUCACGCGCAAAUAAAGGGUUGCGACGCGUAACGAGCUACACGGGAAUAUUAAAAAAAAAAAGAAGAAGCCGCGUUACGGUAGGGAUAUUAACGAGGAUAAGAGUAAUCGUAUUUGAUAACGUGUUAACGGUAUAAUUACGCACUAUCCUUUAUGAAGCAUUACGAGGAAACGAUAUCUUACUAUACACCCCCAUUUAAUAUUUGUAGGGAGCCUAGUGGUUGCGAAAUUCUUCUUUCUUACGGCGGAACGCUACGGAUAUAUACAUACGUACAUAUGUAAUAUCGAUUAUAUAUGUUGCGAGGGGGUUAACCAAGUGACGUAUUUUGUCCACCGCGCCACGGCAAAACGUCGUCUGAUUAAUCGAGUAUCGGCCCUUCAAAGUGUCGCGCCGGUUUCGAGUUAACUUAACCUAUUAUAUCAAACUUUGAUCUCAUGUUCUUUACAUUUAUUUUGUGUUCUUUUUGUUCUCAAUGUUUCUACUCUCUAUCUCUCUUUCGUUGUAUUAAUUAAACGUUACUUCGACUAAUACCAGCGAUCCCACUACCAUUCUUUUUUACGUUCUAAGGCUACGCCGUUUACGCGUUAUCUGUUUUUCUUCUCUCUCUCUCUCUCUCUCCUUUUUCUGCGUUUCUUUCCCUGCUCUUGGAUUAUGUUCUCUUGAAUUUUGGUCCUCUCUCUUUCUCGGUUUGUUUCACCUGGAGACGUUUCUAGGGCGCUGCUGGAAAUUUGGGGAUGCGCGGAUUUUAGGGAGACGCCUUCGGCACUUCCCAGGGGGUGUCCUGGAAAUUGUAAGGAAUCUCGAGAAAGCAAAAAAAAAAAUUAGAGAACGGACACUCGAGGGUGAAAUUUGAAUUUUUGAAAUUUUGCGCGGAAAGGAGAUUUUCGAGGCGGAUAAUUUCUGAAGAAAAAAAAGAAACGACCCUUAAGGGGCAGUGCCGGAGGCCGAGGAACGGGGUGUCCCCGUGCAGUAUUAAUCGCGUGGGUAUGAGAAAGGGUAGAAGAAGAAAAAAAAAAAAUAGUUAAAGGAAGUGGGACAGGACGGGGGGUGGUUUUCAUAAGGGCGAUUUUUUCCUUUCCCGUUUCCUUCCUCCUUCGACGACGAGCCGACAGCCAAUCACCGCGUCCAGGGAGACGAUCGUUUCUGCACCGAGAAAAAAGAAAAAAAAAAAGAAAACACGUGUCAUCGAAGCAAAGAAUUAUUUCACUGAAUAGUACCGAAGAAAUAUAUCGUUAAUUCCGAAGAGCAAUGAAAUGGCUGAAAUCAAUUGUCAUCAUUCGGAAUAAAUGUUGCAUCGAAUUAUUCCUUGAGUUGGCGGAAAAUAUAUAUUUGAUGGUAUUCGCAGAAAUGUUUCUUCGUUUCGAUGAAAUCCUUUUUCUCAGUGCGGCGUCGCCACGACGGGGACGCGUUAACAAAAACAGUGCCUAUCACACUCCGGUCUUGAAGGGAUAACUUUGUACAAAAUUGAAUACAGGGCCAAGCGAGAAACACAAAGUAAUUGUUAGGAGGCGCGCCUACUAUUUAGACGGUUGUACUUGUACAUUGUAUGACGGGGCGAGCAGGCGCCGUGCUACCACGCGCCGCUCUCAUUACACGUAUAUAAUUUACACGCAUCCUUGCUAAGAGACGUCGUCCUCGCCGCGAGAGGGACGGAAAAGCGAGGGAAAGGAGACAAAGGGGGCUAAAUACAGGAGGGGAGGAGAAAUAGUUGAAACGCCGUCGCUUUUCCUCCGGCAAAUAGGAGCGAAAUGGCGGCGGCCGCCGAUUACGUACGCGUUUUCACGCUUUACGCAGCACACACGCACCCCGGUCCAAGGGUGGAAACCGAAGGAACCCUCUUACAAACACAGGCUGUGAAUUAUCUCCGGAAAUACGGGAAUCUCGGACGAAACGUGGGGGAAAACGCGAAGAGAGAGUGAGAGGACGAGAGGUUAGAGAUUCCAGAAAUCGAGAAGACGUUAACGACACCCCUGGCGCAGCUCUAAGACAACCUUCUCUUGAAUAAAGAAAAAUUCUCCGAUAAACCUUGGGAACCAAAGAACAUUCUGCAAUUUUUUUCAGAAUUUUCCACGGAGAUGUUCCUCCGGAAAGAAAUAUUUUCUUUACGCUUCUGAGAUUUCCAGGGAGGGACUCAGUGCUCGCCAGGAGUUGGAAAGGAAACAAUACUGCCAGAUUUUAUUACGAAAUGGGGAUGGAGAGAUCGUGCAUAAAUUAGAAGAGGAAUGAAAAAGGAAGCGAGGGGUCAAACACAUAUCAAUGAAAAAAAAAAAAAUGAAAAUACAAAGAACCACCUCGCAGAUGUUGCAUAAAAGAGCUCCUUACUUUGCCUCUCUCUUGGCGUGCUUCUUCCUCGUUUUGGUCGCGUGUCCGAGGGCGCACAAAACGAAUAUUAAAAGAAAAAAAAAAAAGAAGGAAAAGAGCGAAAAUGAAGAAAACCUCUAGAGAGUGAAGUCCCUCCGAGACGGCGCGUCGAGGAGAGGACUUCGUCAGAUCUUCCAGCGAGCAACCCUUCUUUUCAUCCCUCGAUGCCGAAAUGCAGGGAACGCGGUGCUCCCUUUUUAUUUCUUUUUCCAGUUAUUUCUUUCCUUCCCCUAAGCACCCCCGAGCACAGUUAUAGUUCCAGGAGAGAAGAGGUAGCGCGGAAUUAUAGAGCGCACGCGGGGCGUGUCAGGAAUAUUCUCGAGUUUCCCUCGGGAACCCCCUUAAGGGGGUCGCGAAAGGGUUGAAAACGGUCCGGAGAGAUGCCUGGCGUAGUUCAGGAUUUUUUGAGAAUUUUUCCAGAACUUUUCGGAAUUUUUAGAGAAUUUUUUUCACGGCGACUUUCGCGGCGCCUCUUCUCCUUAGAACGAAGGGGUUGGUGAUUUCUCCCUAGAAAGGACUCGGGGGGAGGGUCAAUUUUGUGUGUCUAAAAAUUAAGAGACUACUCUUAAGUACUUACCUAAGCGCGUAGAGCUUAAGGGCGAUUUCCUACCUUUUUGGAUUUUUUUUCUUCUUUUUUACUUUCCCUUGACGAAACGCACCCGCGGGUGGAGCGAAACAAGAUGGCGAAUCCGCGCGCAGGGCGAGCAUGGAACUUUCUUCGUGGCUUACUCUUGUCUUUGUGAAAGUCGUGUCGUUUUGCGCAAACUUGUGAUUCUCGGAAGGGAAAGAAAAGGCCGGCGAGCCUAGUAAGUUAUUGCGUAGCUCCUAGUACCUAUUUCGUGCGUAGUCUUUUGUCCAGGAAGAGAGAGAGACGGUCCUCCUUCGCGCUUUCCUUCUCGGACGUCCUCGCGGGGAGAGGGGAAACGAAACUCGGCAAAAAAUCGAGAGGGACGAAAUACAAGAAAUCGCGGACAUGGACAUUUCGAGGAUAACGAGUAAAAUUAAACCAAAAAAAAAAAAGAAUACACGUGAAUGUUACAAAGUAUAUAUAUAUAGAUGCUAUUGACAAAUUGAUUAUGCGAGGUGCGGAGGGUGGGGGAUCGGCGAGUCGCGACAACAGUAAUGUGCAAAAAUGAGAAAAAUUUAGAGAUUUAAGGCGACACGAAAGGGGCAUCUCAAUUAUUAAUACAAUUUAUCUCCGAACUGGGUGCACCGAAUUGUUUCAAACUUUCCAACGUGAAUACGGAGGCUAUAAGGAAGGUCCGGGCCCUGAGGAAAUUUCACAUUUUAUAAAAGAUAUUAAAUGUUCAUCAAGGAAUAUAUAAAAUAUGAAAUUUCAUGGGUGUCAGGACCUCCCUUACAGUCACCACAUUUACGUUCUAAAGUUUGAAGCGAUUCGGAACACCCAGUUUGGAGAAAAGUUUAAUGAACGAGAGCUCGGACGCCACUUUCGUAUUGCCUUAAGAAUUCAAGGAUUUGGAGAAUUACAAAAUUGGUAAAAUUUUGCGACAUCACCCGGGACCUUUAGGGGGUCUAGGAAAUCAUACUGCCAGGGGUCCUUUUUUUUUGUGAAGGGGAGAAGAAAAUUUUGUACUUGUGGAAAAGGGACCCCUUUUUGUGGAGCGCCGAAGAAAUGCGAAACUCGGCCGGCCUCCGCGCUCUCCGCACAUUUCGGGUCAUAUUCUCUAUUAUUAGGGGGCGUAAUCGGUCAAAAUGUCCGGGGUCUCCACUGGUUUUCUCGAGGAAUGCACCCGGGGUAGUUCCACCCUGGGGUAGUUACAAAUCCACUGCUCAAAUACGCGUUUAGGCCCUUACGACUGUUUUCGCGAGCCGGACAAUUUGGCCGAAGGCGCCCCUCGUGUUACGAUUAGGGUUUUCCAAUUUUUAAAGGCGUAAGAUUGAUAAAUGAUUACACAAAUGAGUCUAUAUAUAUAUAAAUAUUAUAUACAUACUAUAAAGUAUAUGUGUAGUAGUUUUUAAUGAAUUUUUAGCAAUGUAUAUAUGUCCAAUUGAGAAAGAACGACGUAUAUAUUAAGGGUACGGAGACAACAAGAGUCAGGACCUUCCUUUUUUUUCUUUUUAUUUCUUUUUUCAUUUUUUGUCAAUUUGUUCCUCCACGUUCUUAGUUCCGGGUUUCCUUUCGUUUCUCUCUGUCUGUUUCUCUUCUGCUCUUUCUCGCUCCUCGACUCUCUUCCGUUUUUCUCUCUCGUUUCGUUUAGCCUCGCGGUUGUCGUUGACUUUCGCCGAUUUUCUCCCCUUCCGGUGGUUCUUGCCUCCCAUAAUUCUUGUGUUUGUUUUUCCUGCGUGUUUUAUCGGUUUCGCCCCUUCGAUGUAUUUUUUAUCACGCCCUAUUGGACGCAUCAAAGGUCGAGGACUUCCCCUUUGUUCGUUCUUCGUGUAUGGUUCUAUUAUUUUCUAUCGAUUUUUCCUCGUUUCGAUAGCCGCGCGCGUCCACCGAUCGACAAGUUUAUCCGUGUUUUGUUUAUCACUUUUUUCCCAUAUCGAGGGAUUCGCUCGAAACUAGUCCAGGCGUCGAGAAACGUCAGCGUAGAUGAAUGCCCGACGAGAUAUAGGAAGCGUGUAGGUUUUUGACUGGGCGUCGAAAAAGUCGCCGGAAACGAGAAAACCUCGAGGAGAAAGAUGACGGGACGAGGGGAGAAGGAAACUCGAGAAAAAUAUACGAAUUUGGAGGUUUUCUUCGAGUUUCCAGGAAUUCGUCCGCCCGAUUCCAGGAAUUUAUCGGCGCCCAUCAGAGUGCAAUAUACGUGCGCGCUCGUUCCACCGAUUUCCGUUCCUCAUUCUGCUUUCUCGUCGCUUCCCGAGACACGAGAGAGAUACGUAAACGGGGGGAAGUAAGCGGAACAAAAGAAAAAUGAGAAAUGCCCUUUUCGGCCAAGGAGUAUAUUUUUCACACAGAGCUGAUAUUUAAGAGUAGAGAAGAGAAACGCAAGGACUAAACGAGAGAGCCAGUUUUGUAAUACGUCGCCGCGCCGGCCAGGCGAGGAUAUGAUUAAAAAAGAAAAGGAGGAAAAAAAGUAAUGAGACGAAGUAGAGGUUGAGGAGGAUACGACAAAACGUAGCAAUAUUUUUACACGAGUUCGCAAUGCCUACUGUCGUUCACCGUAUAUAUUCGAUGUAAGGAAGGAGUCAGUAUGUCUUUUAAGUUCGCUUUCGUCCGUAUCGAAGUAUAAGUAAUGCACGUUGUAUUGGAGUUUGUUUUUUCUUUUAUUUUUCUCCUUUUCGUUUCGCUGUCAUUCUCUUUUUCUCUUUCUGUCCCUCUUGGCCCUUCUUGCUUCGGAUUUGAUUUCCCACCUUCCGGUCUCCCUGAAAAUCGGGGAAACCGCGGAAAUCAUUGGCGCUUGCGAUUACGUAAUUUUCUUUUCUUCGUUUUCGUUUUCCUCCAUCUUCAUCUUCUCCACUUUGUUUCCUUCGCUGCGAUUCACCCGAUCCCAUUGAUCGCGUCCAGCGGGGCACUGCUCUAAAUUAUCUUACUCUAGUUUCUUAAGUUAUAACUAUACAUAACGAGAAGAAGAUGAAAAGUUACGCUAACGACUAACUUUAAAGACAGACAAAACACAUACACACACACUCUGUACAUUUUGUAUUUAGUAACCUUGUUUAUAAUACUUAUUAUCUUGUUAUUAAGUACCCGAUUUAUAUCAUUUUUUAUCGAAAUUAUUAAAAAAUAAUUUAAAAAUA